Humulus lupulus (European hop) is the source of this 1209-nucleotide messenger RNA. RefSeq lists its product as uncharacterized. Gene Ontology annotation, molecular function: zinc ion binding. NCBI's taxonomy places the organism in Eukaryota, Viridiplantae, Streptophyta, Magnoliopsida, Rosales, Cannabaceae. The transcript has 3 exons. The coding region runs from base 1 to 1209 and encodes 402 amino acids. The record is from RefSeq and is a predicted model, not a curated record.
AUGUACCUAGCAUUUGCAAAUUCCAUCAAAGGAUGGAAACACUGUAGGCCAGUCAUUGUGAUAGAUGGAACUUACUUGAAGACAUCAUUUGGGGGAACUUUAUUCACUGCUUCAACAAUGGAUGCUAACAACAACAUAUUCCCAUUAGCCUUUGGAAUAGGAGACUCUGAAAAUGAUUCAUCAUGGUUAUGGUUUUUCACAAAGCUGAAGGAGACAUAUGGAGAAAGAGAAGGUAUGUCAAUCAUUUCAGACAGGCAUAAAAGCAUAGAAAAUGCUAUAGACGAUGUAUACCCAAAAGCUUUCCAUGGAGCAUGCAUAUUCCACCUGUUAAACAACAUCAAAGUCAAUUUUGGUGUCCAUGGGGAGGACCUAAACCUAAACUUUGUCAAAGCAGCAAAGGCAUACAGGGUACAAUCAUUUGAGCACUACAUGCAUGAAAUAGACAAGAUUGACACACGCAUAAGACCGUAUUUACAAAAAAUUGGAUAUUCAACUUGGUCUAGAUGCCAUGCUCCAACAAGAAGAUAUACAAUGAUGACAUCAAAUAUAGCUGAAUCAAUAAAUGCUGCAUUGAAAGCUGCAAGAACGCUGCCAAUCACUACAAUGAUGGAGGGUCUUCGAAGUUUAGUUCAAAAAUGGGUAUGGAAAAAUGGUAACGAAGCAAACGGAACAUUCACACAAAUAACAACAGAUACUGAAACUAUGCUUAGAGAAAACUUUAUUCGUGCCAUUAAAUUUCAGGUCUUCCCAGUAAACACUAUACUGUACCAAGUUGUGGUUGAACAGAAAGGAAAUUUUUUGGUCAACCUAAUGGAGAAAACAUGUGAAUGCAAAAGAUUCCAACAAGACGAAAUACCGUGUGCACAUGCAAUAGCAGUAUUCGCCAAAACACGGCUGAAAACAUAUGAUUAUGUUAUUGAUUACUACAAAACUACAACUAUGAAAGCAACAUAUGACUCAACUGUUCUUCCAUUGCCAAAUGAAAGCGAAUGGACAUUGCCAGAGACUUUAAACAUAAUUGUCCUACCACCAAAAUCAAGAAAACCACCAGGCCGCCCUAGAAGAAAAAGAAUCAGAUCUAGAGGAGAACCAAAGGUGCAAAUAAAAUGUGGAAGAUGCGCGCAACAAGGGCAUAAUAGAAAAACAUGCAGGAAUGAACCAAUCCCAAAGCUGCGAAACACAACAAAGUCAAAGAAAAUAGACAAAUAA